AUGAGGAUUUCCUCGGCACUUCAAAUUGCCGUGUCCGCAGCGAAGUGGAGUCAAAAAACUGGAUUCGGACCAAACCGAUUAUACCGAAAAGGAGUGCACUUUGUUGGAACAGAGCCGCCAGCUUUGAAAUAUCAUUUACUGCAAGACAAAAAGCCGAACGAGCCGUAUGGUUUGCAAGGAGAAAACCACAAGCUUCCCGGAACUGGAAAAAUUCAUAGCAAACUUCCAACUAAGGUUCAUAUGAAAAAAGACAAAGUAUAUGCAUGGUGCAGUUGCGGUUAUAGUGGUAGUCAACCAUUAUGCGAUGGAUCGCAUAAUUCAAUCCGAAUUCCCGAUCUCAAACUCAAACCGGUUCGUUUCAUUCCUGAAAAGGACACAACUGUAUGGCUCUGUAAUUGCAAACAAUCUAAGAACAGACCGUUCUGCGACGGGUCCCACAAGAAUAUCGCCGAUGAGGACAAAAAAGCGGGGCUUUUCGACUAA
Molecule: messenger RNA, 483 nt
Organism: Caenorhabditis bovis
Lineage: Eukaryota; Metazoa; Nematoda; Chromadorea; Rhabditida; Rhabditidae
Source: the annotation of a GenBank genome assembly